Sclerotinia sclerotiorum 1980 UF-70 is the source of this 963-nucleotide messenger RNA. RefSeq lists its product as hypothetical. The record is from RefSeq and is a predicted model, not a curated record. The transcript has 2 exons. Bases 1 to 963 code for a protein of 320 amino acids. NCBI's taxonomy places the organism in Eukaryota, Fungi, Ascomycota, Leotiomycetes, Helotiales, Sclerotiniaceae.
AUGGGCUGGUUCUGGGGUGAUUCAAAUGAUGGUGAUAAGGACAAAUCUCAAGAUCCUUUAAAGAAUCUUGAUCCAAGUUUACAAGAGUUUCUCAAAAAGGAAUCACCGGUCAAAUACGAUUCCGCGAAGUCUACGGACACAACAGCUUCGUCGCAAACAAAAUCGUCGGUGCCAACAUCGACAAGUGCGACAACUGAGGAUCCUACCAAACCCAGUGUUCCUCCGCAGAGUUUAUACCAAGACGGUCGCUACGCACAUUUAUGGAAAACAUAUCAACCACAAGCAGAAAUCGAGCAGGCAGCUAAAUCAGAUGCCGAAAAGAUUCAGGAUGUUAUUGAAGGAUACAAAUACCGAAAAGCAGAGAUUGGGAGAGCAGCUUUAGAGAACUGCGCAUUGGAACAAUGGGAUGUUAAUGAGUGUUUUCGUUCAGGAGGAUGGCAAGCUCGAUUGACUAUGUGCAGAGAGGAGAAUAGGAAACUGGAGAGAUGUUAUACGAUGCAAGGUAAAUUCUUAAAAGCUUUAGGAUAUCUAUCAACCUAUGAUCGUCCAGCUGAAGUCGAUGAACAAAUCCAAAUGCACGCCGAUACCUUAUAUCACCGAAUGAUUGAUCAAGAAAAGCAAAUUGAAGAAGCCAAAGCAGAGGGAAGACCUGUACCUAUAUUCCCUCCCCUCAUAUCGAAAAGAACUGGACAAACAAAUUCCGCGCAAGAAAAUAAUAAGCUCAAGGCAUCUGAUCUUCCACCAAAGGUACAAGCUUCGUUCAAAAAGCGACUUGAAGGUUUGAACGACGACGAGAGACAAAUUGAGGAACGAGCGAUUCAGGCCGAAAUUGAAGCUGGUGAACAAGUUGCAGGCCAGUUAGGAAAGAUUUAUGAGAAACAGGAUGAAGAACGAAGGCAAAGGAAAGAACAGGGCAGGGAGACUAUCAGUGACAAGUUUUUCUCAAUAUUCCGUGGAAGAUGA